Messenger RNA from Abrus precatorius (Indian licorice), 2859 nucleotides. RefSeq names its product glutamate receptor 2.7-like. Gene Ontology annotation, cellular component: plasma membrane. The transcript has 5 exons. The record is from RefSeq and is a predicted model, not a curated record. NCBI's taxonomy places the organism in Eukaryota, Viridiplantae, Streptophyta, Magnoliopsida, Fabales, Fabaceae. Gene Ontology annotation, molecular function: signaling receptor activity; ligand-gated monoatomic ion channel activity. The coding region runs from base 1 to 2859 and encodes 952 amino acids.
AUGCAUUUCCUUUCAACUAUUCCUCAAGCACUAGCAAUGAUUUGGCUCUUCUUCUAUUUACACAUCUCUCCUGUUCUCAUUAGUGGCUACCCAAAUGAAGCUACAAACACAGACAAUAAAGUUAUAUCCAUUGGAGCAAUCAUUGAUGUUGAUUCUCGCAUUGGGAAAGAACAGCAAGUUGCCAUGGAUAUUGCAACUCAACGUUACAACAGCACUUCAAAGACCUACAAAUUGGCUCUCUAUUUUCAGAACUCCACCAAGGAUCCCCUCAGAGCCAGAACUCUUGCUGAAGAGAUGAUUAAUAUGCAGAAGGUGCAAGUGAUUAUAGGGAUGCACACAUGGCCAGAAGCAGCUCUAGUUGCUGAAAUAGGAAGCCGAGCUCAAGUUCCUACCAUAGCAUUUGUAGAACCUGCCAUUACCCCACGAUUGAUGAAAGUUAGAUGGCCUUUUUUGGUGAGACUGGCUAACAGUGUUGCAGCAUAUAUAGAAUGCAUUGCAGGUAUAGUGCAAACUUAUGGUUGGCAAAGAGUAGUUGCCAUAUAUGAAGAUGAUGCAUACGGGGGAGAUUAUGGCAUGCUAGCACUGCUAUCUGAGGCCCUUCAGGAUAUGGGUUCAAUGAUUGAUUACCACUUAGCACUUCCACCUAUUUCUUCUCUACAUGAUCCAGGAGAGUUUGUACAUGAAGAGCUACUGAAGCUAAUGCAAACACAAUCUCGGGUGUUCAUUGUGCUGCAAUCUUCAUUAGAAAUGGUGAUUCAUUUGUUUAAAGAAGCCUCAAAAUUGGGACUUGUGGACAGAGAAUCAGCAUGGAUAAUCCCAGAGAGCAUAACUAAUUUGCUAGAGUCUGUCAAUAAGUCUGUUAUUUCCUAUAUGGAAGGAGCUUUAGGAAUCAAGACCUACUACUCUGAAAGAAGCACCGAGUAUCAACAUUUUGAGGCGCAGUUCCGAAGAACUUUUAGGCUCAAGAAUGCCGAGGAAGAUCACCGCUACCCAGGAUUUUACGCUUUGCAAGCAUAUGAUAGCAUUAGCAUUGUCACUCAAGCAUUAGACAGAAUGAGCAGUAAACACAAAAGUAGUCUUCCAAAUACUUUACUAGGUGAAAUAUGCUCUAGCAGUUUCCUUGGUUUAAGUGGCCAAAUUCAAUUUGAAGCUGGGCAACUCUAUCAGAAUCCUAUCUUAAGGAUAGUAAAUGUGGUUGGGAAGAGUUACAAGGAAUUAUGCUUUUGGACUCGACAACAUGGGUUCACCACAAACCUCCCUACAGGACAGGGUCGGAAAAAUGUUGCUGCCAAUACAAAAUGUUUGAGUGGUGUACAUUGGCCUGGGAGUUUGCAGCAGGAUCCAAAGGGUUGGAAUAUGCCUACUAAAAAAAAUCCAUUGAAAAUUGCCGUCCGAAGCAGAACCUCAUUUUCCAAGUUUGUCAAGGUUGAUUAUGAUCAAAAGCAAAAUUCUGCAAAGUAUACUGGAUUCUGCAUUGAUAUUUUUCAGAGUGUUGUUAACCUUUUAGGGUAUGACUUGCCUUAUCAGUAUUAUCCUAUCAGCGGAACCUAUAAUGAUUUGGUUCAGCUAGUCAAUAACAAGACUCAUGAUGCUGUUGUUGGGGACAUGACCAUACUAGAGGAAAGAUUGCAGUAUGUGGAUUUUACUGUGCCAUAUGCAGAAUCUGGAUUGUCAAUGAUUGUUCCAGCGAAGUCUGAAGAGUCAGCAUGGAUGUUCACAAAGCCUUUUACCUGGGAAUUGUGGGUGGUUACAGGUGCCAUUUUGAUUUACACAAUGCUAGUAGUUUGGUAUCUUGAAAGAGAAUCCAAUCCUGAGUUUCACGGCAAUUGGAAGAGCCAGAUCAGCACAGCUCUUUGGUUUACCUUCUCCUCUCUUUUCUUCGCUCAUAGUGAGUAUCUAUCUCAAAAUUCCUAUAAUGAUUUUCACCAUGCAGGGGAAAAAAUGCAUAGCAACUUAACUCGCGUGGUGAUGGUCUCAUGGCUUUUUCUGGUUCUGAUUCUCAACUCCAGCUACACUGCUAGUCUUUCUUCAAUGCUCACAGUCAAACAACUGCAACCAAAUAUCACAGACAUUCAGUGGUUGAAGAGGAAUAACAUGAAAAUUGGGUGUGAUGGUGACUCAUUCGUUAGGUUGUUCCUAGAAAAAGUAGAAAAGUUCAAGCCUGAGAACAUCAUAAACGUUAAUGAUGAAUACAAGUAUGUUGAUGCAUUCGAAAAUAACACAAUAGCAGCUGCCUUUCUUGAACUCCCAUAUGAGAAAGUAUUCAUUAGUGAAUACUGCAACAGAUACACUGGUUCCACUCCCAGAACAAGAUUUGGAGGACUGGGCUUUAUGUUCCAAAAAGGCUCACCAGUGACCAGAGACGUGUCAAAAGCUAUAUUACAUCUCUCAGAAAAUGCAGAAUUGAAAAGAUUGGAAGAAAAAUGGUUGAUUACCUCACAUGACUGUUCCAACAACAUGAACUCCAACAAUACAGAAAGUUUGAAUCUCAAAAGCUUAUGGAUUCUCUAUGUCAUCUCUGGUGCCACUUCCACUAUUUGUCUGCUACUUCCAACCAUCCAAUGUCUAUUAUCCAAUAAGCAAUGUCAAGAAAUAGCACCAGAAGGCUAUGCCGCUACCAGUGUUUGGAAGGUGAUAACACAUGCGAAGAAUAUUUGUAGGAAAAAGCUCAAUAAUUCAAGUGAGACACAGGUUGUAACUGAUUGUUCUUCGAGAUCGGAUCAUGCGAGUAUGACUGAUUCCCCUGAGUAUCAGUUGGAUAUGGCUUCUUCGGUACCUGCAAUUUUAAUGCUCUCUUCUCCACCACCAGAGGUACAGUUGACAACACAUGAUUUAGGAAUCACUCACACUUCCAAGUAG